Amoebophrya sp. A120 is the source of this 3643-nucleotide messenger RNA. The record is from the annotation of a GenBank genome assembly. Lineage: Eukaryota; Dinophyceae; Syndiniales; Amoebophryaceae.
CCCGACUGUACUUUGCAAUACGAGGUUGUGCGGACCGAAACUCCUUUCGUAGUAAAGGAGCGAUGAGUAGUUAUUUUCACUUCUGAUUGUCGUAUAUUGAGGAAAAUUCGCUAAUUUGCACCGAAAGACAAAGGAAAGGAAGUCAUGAUUCGUGGUUCGUCAACGUUUCCCUUCCGUCCCUGUCAGGCCUCUUGCCGUCGUGUCGUCGUUCCUUUUUCUACGACCAGUUGCAGCGGCGGCACUUCGAAGGCUACUUUCCUCGUCAGCACCGGAGCCUCCUCGUCGAGCAGUAGUUCUACUUGCAGGAGCUCGUCCCCAAGUAGUACUAGAACGCGGAUUCUUGUUUCAUCUUUUCCGGUGAUCGACCGCACCACCUCUUGUUUAUUCCGGCAAGAUAAUUUUCUGCAACCUCAAGCCCGUUUUUUCGGUUCGACGAAACUUGGCGGCAUGAAGCGCGACAAGACGCAGCACUUCGAGCCUAUGGGGGGGUCAGGAUUGAAAUCGGCAAAGUUGAAAUGAUUUGUCAUGCAUAAAAUGCGACACAAAAAGUGACUCUAUUGCAGAGGACACACGGGAGACAGAUUAUAGUCCUGGUAAGGGUCAAAAGUUGGACUGCUGACUAGCAUGACAGAAGGCAGCUCUUUUGCCCUAAACCGCAUGACACACUCGCUUCCAGCUGGACCGGGAAAAUUUGUCAUGCACGGACUACAAACUGUAGGUCUAAUUGGUAUCCGUUUUAUGCAUGACAAACUAUUUCAACUUUGACGAUUUCAAACCUGACACAUCCAUAGAACCUUUGCCCCUGGUCUCCUACGGUGUUCGCUCCUCCAAAGCGUAUCGCGCCAGCAAACAGAGUAUGCAUUUUUGCAAAUUAUAUGGACCUGGGUUUUCUGGAAGAAUGCAAGAUUUGUGUUGCUUGGCUCCCCACAGGAGAGCAGAGAUACCUGUGCCUAUUGCGAUACACCAGGAGCGUCCUUACUUUGUCAUGCAGCGAAAAUUCAAUUUUCUCAUGCAAGUUACGGAUGGCAAUGACAACAUAGUAGCUCCAAAACUUGUCAUGUGUGGCUCCACAUAAGCGGAGGCCGUUCAUCAGCAUCGAUACUUUAGCAUCACAAGUGUCCAAACCCACUGUAGAUACAUUUGCAAUGCAUACAGAGUAUGCGGAAGGCCGCGGUGCAUGCGCGGCGACAGGAGGAAAGGCAGGGGUUCUUAUGAGUCGCUAAAGCAUCGUACGUAUCAAAUGUAAAAAUGUCUGGGUCUGGAAGAUUCUGAGACCUGUCAUGCAUGUUUUGCAUGACCCAGGAUGUCUGUAAUGCACCACGUAGCAUCACAGAUUUUUAGAGGGCUUCCUGAUGCCUAUUCCGCAUGACAAACGCAUGAGACAUACACAAAAAUGGAGCGACCGAAAAGUGGAAAAGAAGACGGGGGGGGGAAAGUAAUAGAAGAAAAAAGAAGAAGACUUGGCUGGGGAAAAAAUGAAAAAAGGAAAGAUGGGUGGGGGCAUGGGUUGAAGGACAAAAAACACAAGAACUGCAAGUGUCUGGGAGUUUGCAUGCCAGGAGAUUUAUUAGAAGAGUGGCAAGGUUGUUAUUUUAAAGACUGCGCUAAGGCUGCACCCCCCUUCCCCAAGGGGCCCCCCGGGGCGGGCGCGGUAGCGGCUCUGCUAACGCGGAGCUCCAAGGCCCGGCUCUAUCUAUGCGCAUAAAAAGGGCGCGCGGAAAUAGGUCGGUAAGGUGCUUGAAAGGAGCAUGCUUUUGGGUUGUCCGUCAUCGUGAUAGGGUCAACGUGUGUGACCAAUAGACCCCCAGUAUAUUCUAGCGCGCAACCGACCACAGAAGCAGUAGCGUUCAACGUUUGUAAGAAUAACCCAACAAGGCAACACUGGAGCUCCACCUUGCUCGCGGGCUUGGCUGGUAAAGCAGGUCAGCCACAUCUAGCGCCCACUGGCCGUAUGCACGCGUAAGACAUCGGAAACGGUUCCGCGGAUGCGGUCGGGUGGUACCUGUAGGACGUGGAACGGGUGUCCACCUAGGGGCAUUGGCAGAGGCUAAAUCUGUUCUAGCGCCACGGUAUUGGCAGAGGCUAAAUCUGUUCUAGCGCCACCCUGACAGGAGUCAAAGGUCAAAGCGAUGCGAUGCGAUACGUGUAGAUCAAACUGGACUCUUCUUACUGGUCAUGCAAUACAGAUUUUUUCCGAAUCCGAAAGGUGCAAUACGAGGUGCGUCGGGGGACGUUGCUACACCAAUUCAAUUCAAUCCGAAGACAGCAUCACAAGUUGUAAUCUUCCAGACUCAGACAUUUUUGCAAUCCAUAGUACGAGUUCGAGUAGCAAACAAUUGCAACAUAAAUUGGCAUGACAAAUGGAACUUGCCAUGCUGAUAUAGAUCGAGAUUGAGAAGGAGAAUUGUCUUGCAUGAUUGCGAUUACUUUGUACGAGUCGGAUGCUUUUGCGCAGGAUAGUUUUUGCUGGACACCAAAAAGUGCCUGCAGAUGGAGCUGAAGCGCAACACCGGGAUAUCCUGGGUAAAAACGUCCCCGUACCAGAGUCAAGAUGGGAAAUCUGCUAGACAAAUCAACCAGCUUUGGUUGCUUCGCAUGACGAAUUUGUCCUUGUAGUGCAAUCCUGUUUAAGUAUUUCAGCAGCAUCACAGAUCUAGCAUAUCGUGCUGCUUCUAGCGUCACAAGUUCCACGACAAGACUAGAAAAUGCUUCUCAUGGGGCUCCGCAUGAGAAACCUUUUUGGCAUGCAGAUUUGCAUGACACCCCUGGCGUGGGGACAUCUUUAAUCAGGAUACGGAAUCGGGUGGACACGGUCGCUGAAGAUUCUGAAACACUUAGAAUGCUAUCUAUUGCAAAUAUGUCUGAGUCUGGAAGGUUGCAAAUUUGUGAUGCUGUCUCUGGAUUGCAAAAAGAUUUGUAUUGCAUGAGUGACCAGCAAGAGGAGUCCAGUUGCUGCUACGCGGGGAGAACAUUUCUCAUGCGGAAUAGGCAUCACGAAGCCCGCUAAGAAUCUGUGAUGCUAGGUUAUGCAUGACAGGCAUCAUGGGUCAUGCAAAAUUGGCAUGACAGACCUGGCAAUCUUCCAGACCACAUCCCGGGAUGUUUGCGAUGCAUAAAUGCCACGUUCGCACGAAGGGUCCGCCAUGCAACCAGCAGUUCCGCGAGAAAUGUGCAAAAAUUGCGUGGAUGCUCAAGUCCACACAAGGCCCUACUCGACCGUGAAUAUGCUGCGAAAUAAAAGCGUGAAAAUAAAUUCGCUGAUUACUUACUUUUCUAUAGACUUGCCGUUGUGUUUGAUCCACCAACUAUCAUGCGUCACAUACCAGAACUUCAACCUGUAGGACUAGGUACAUUACACGACCCCGGCUGUUGAACACGCCAGCCGCUCCGCGCAGUGAGGGUUUUAGGAUUUAUUAAGGGAUUUCGACAGCACUUUUUAGGUAAUUUUUUUCAACGUGUUACCAGAAUCAGACGCAGCUCCGCAUGACAGCAGGUUUUUCCUGCCAUGCGAAUCGAACCUGUGAUGCUGCUCAGUUGUCGAAGGAACGAUAUUUCAAGUACAUGGCGUCACGGUCAGACAAUGGAGAGAGAGGACUCUACCCGGGGUAAUAAGUAGACUGAUCCAGAAGAGCGAUCAUGGCCC